AACAAUCCACAGCAGACGCCAUACAUUAAUCAUCCCAUAGGCGUUGCUUAUAUACUCUGGAAAGAAGGUGAUGUUACAGACAUUGUUGUUUUACAGGCUGCAAUAUUACACGACACUGUCGAAGAUACGGACACAACAUUUGAGGAAAUUGAAAGAAUAUUUGGAACUGAAGUGAUGAAUCUUGUCAAGGAAGUCACCGACGACAAAUCGUUACCGAAACAGGAACGAAAACGCCUUCAAGUUGAGCAUGCUUCUGCAAGCAGUUCAAAAGCAAAGUUAGUGAAGCUGGCAGAUAAAUUGUACAAUCUCAGAGAUCUAGAGAAAGCGACGCCAAUAGAAUGGACAGAACAGCGAGUCCAAGAAUAUUUUCAUUGGUCAAGAAGAGUCUUUCAAGGUUUAAAGGGAACCAAUCAAAAAUUAGACCAGGAACUAGAGCGUAUACUAAAUAGACAUUCAGCUUGAGAGUGGAAAUGUUCGCAGGUCUAGUUAAAAAAAGUGAAAUUCCUGUCCUAUUUUUAACACAUUAGUGUCUGAUUUACAAAUAACGAAAAUGUUAAAAGCAUUAAUGCGUAAUUAAAAUUUAAAAGGCGUGUUUAAAACGUAAAAAUAUCUCCGUAGAAAUACAUCCAUGAAUUCCCUGUUUAA
Xenia sp. Carnegie-2017 is the source of this 645-nucleotide messenger RNA. RefSeq names its product guanosine-3',5'-bis(diphosphate) 3'-pyrophosphohydrolase MESH1-like. Gene Ontology annotation, molecular function: guanosine-3',5'-bis(diphosphate) 3'-diphosphatase activity. Lineage: Eukaryota; Metazoa; Cnidaria; Anthozoa; Malacalcyonacea; Xeniidae. The transcript is spliced from 3 exons. The record is from RefSeq and is a predicted model, not a curated record. The annotation marks the transcript as partial.